AUGGUGGUUAUUGAGAGUUUGACAAAAUCUGAAGAAGAUAUGAUAAGCGAAUUACCGGAUGCUUUGAUAUGUGAAAUACUAUGUCGUAUUUCAACUAAGGAUGUUGUCAAAACAAGUGUUUUGUCCAAGAGAUGGAAAAAUAUUUGGCAACAGAUUCCUAUAUUGGAUUUAGACUCCGAACAAUUCGAGACCCUCAGUGGGUUUCUUAGUUUUGCUAACAGUGUUUUUGAUCUUCAGAGGGGUUUAGUGAUACGCAAACUCAGUUUAUAUAUGUCUAGAUGGGGUCAUGAUGAUUAUAACUCUUUUCUUAACCAAUGGACUCAUGAUGACUCUCCGACCAUGCGCAAUAUUCAGCAUCUUGAUAUUCGUUCUAAUGCACUUUCAAGAAUUACGUGUUUAAGAGCUAACGUUAACAAACAUAAGAAGUUUAAGAUCAUCAAUUCGGGUUUCUCUGCCAAAGCAGAUAUUUCUUUUUGCGGCUUAUGCGAUCAUGGUUUGAUUCACGAUGUCUUAACUGAUGUAUUAUGGGUCAGGGAGCUAGUUAUUAGUAGUAAUACUUGGAAGGAAUUAUUGGUUGGUGUUGCUUGUACGAAGGUGGUGGUUUCAACAGUGCCUUCGUGUUUGGUAUCGUCACUGAAGUUUGUUGAAUUCAGAAGACCAAUCACGGGAUAUGAAACUGAAAUGAAGCUAGUAAAGUAUUUUCUGAAGAAUUCAACAAUCCUUAAGAAAUUGACCCUAAGAGUUUCUAAUUGUCGUAUGAUAAAGGGAAAGGAUGCCAUCCUUGGGGAAAUCUUUGCAACGCCAAAAGUCUCUAUUGAUUGUGAAAUCCUUGUUCUUUAG
Messenger RNA from Eruca vesicaria subsp. sativa (arugula), 840 nucleotides. The record is from the annotation of a GenBank genome assembly. NCBI's taxonomy places the organism in Eukaryota, Viridiplantae, Streptophyta, Magnoliopsida, Brassicales, Brassicaceae.